Molecule: messenger RNA, 384 nt
Organism: Thlaspi arvense
Lineage: Eukaryota; Viridiplantae; Streptophyta; Magnoliopsida; Brassicales; Brassicaceae
Source: the annotation of a GenBank genome assembly
AUCGGAAAAAGAAAGAUGGGUAAAGCAAGAGGAGUGAAUAAUGGUGUUAAUCAAAGCUCCCUCGGCUAUCUCUUUGGUUCCGGGGAGUCUCCUUCCGCCGCCGCCUCAACAAUGGGGACCACAACGACGACAACCACAACAACUACCACCGACGGAACCGGAGGGAGACCAGUUACGACCACGACGACCACCGUCACUGAUAAUAAGAAGACACCUGCGGGUGUUAGAGGAAGCCCUAAUAACUACUUCAGAUCAGAAGGCCAAAACUGUGGAAACUUUCUCACGGACAGGCCAUCAACUAAGGUUCAUGCUGCUCCUGGUGGAGGAUCUUCUCUUGGUUAUCUAUUUGGAGGACCAAAUGCUGCUGAAUCUGGAAACAAAUAA